GAGUCGACGUUCGGGUGCAUGCAGAGUCUCGUGGGUUAGAGUGAUCCGGAAAUUUCGUUACCUACUGUAUUUUAAUUUUAGAUCCGACGAAAAUACAAAAAUGCCCCAGUACAAACUGAUCUAUUUCAAGACCACAGGAGUAUCUGAAUUUGUGCGAUAUCUAUUCAGCUAUGCAGAUCAGGAUUUUGAAGACGUGAGACACGAUAUUACAACUUGGUCGAAGUUCAAGCCCGAGACACCUUACGGAGUGUUGCCGAUAUUGGAAAUCGACGGGAAGACUUACCACCAGAGCUUGGCGAUCGGCAGAUACUUGGCCAAAGAGUUCAACUUGACCGGUAGUAACACACUGGAAGAUUUGGAGAUCGACUCUAUGGUAGACACGAUCAACGAUUACAGAAUUCUAUUCAGUCAGUACUUGUGGGAGACAAACGAGGACACGAGAGCCAAACAGAAGGAACAGCUUGUGCAGGAAAAAAUUCCAUUCUAUCUGACCAGGUUUGAAAAUCGGGUGAAAGCAAAUGGCGGCUACUUCUUUGGUGCAAAGCUUACUUGGGCCGACCUGUUCUUCGUUUCGCUGAAGCCAUACGUCGACUUCACUAUUGGAUUCGACACCCUGAAGAACCACGUUGCCCUGGCAGAGCAUGCGAAGAAGAUCAACGCGAUUCCCAACAUAAAGAAAUGGCUCGAUACUCGACCUACCGAAUGCUGCAUACAAGAAUUUUUGGACGCUAAGCAUAAAGAUUGAUCAAACGAUCCUACGCAGUGUAAUUAACGAUCUUACGCUA
Diprion similis is the source of this 785-nucleotide messenger RNA. Its product is annotated as glutathione S-transferase-like. Gene Ontology annotation, biological process: glutathione metabolic process. The record is from RefSeq and is a predicted model, not a curated record. Gene Ontology annotation, molecular function: glutathione transferase activity. Lineage: Eukaryota; Metazoa; Arthropoda; Insecta; Hymenoptera; Diprionidae. Bases 101 to 745 code for a protein of 214 amino acids. The transcript has 4 exons.